AUGGUGGUGUACAUGGGCGGCUCAUGCGAGGACGCCAACGUCACCGUGGACGAUGCCUUGCUGAUCUUUGACGCAAACACCACAUGCUACAGCGUUAUGGGUGGCUUCUACUCCUUUGCUUGCUCGGACAGCGGCGUGCCCGAGGCGUACAAAUGGAGCGACUACCAAUGCACCACCGGCACCUUUGUCAACCUCUCCUCUGGCUGCUUCACCUACGGCAGCCGAAACGCCCAUGUCAUGUGUGCCGAGGCCAGCGUUUUUCCCACAAACACAAGGGCCGUCAUGUCCGCCUUUGAGGCGGUUGACUGCUCGGCUGGCAAGAUUGCGGACCUUGCCAUUCGCGACACCUGCGCCAACGCCGUGACCCCGGCCUUUGCCAUUGGCUCGGGCGCGACCAGUGCCGACGCUUGCGACGAUGAUGAUGGCUGUCUAAGAUUUUUCCAUGAUAGCCUGGGAUAUGGCCAUAUGAUGGCGACCUGCUAUUCUGAUAAUACCAUCCUGGUCGAGAUCUUUAGCGAUCAGUGUGACGAGGGCUACUAUCAUGCCCGCGUGUCUCCGGGAGCCUGCCUCACCAUUGGCGUAAACUACACCGGUGGUUCGUUCGAGCUCCCCCCCCCCCCCCCCCCCCACCUGCUGUCCGGCACUCUUUUUCAUGUUGUUUUCGCGUCCUUGCUGACCCUGCGCCCCCUUUGCCUGUGUGCCCACAUGUCAGGAAACACCGCGUUUUUUAAUCAGUAUGUGGCCGCCGAGCUACUUUCCUUCUCUUUUACUUGCCUCGACUCGGCCCCCACCGAGCAACCUCCGUCCACGCCCAGCACCCUCUAUCUGGGUGGCUCUUGUGACAAUGCCACCUCCAUUGAUCAAGCGGGGGCCGCGUUUCUGGUUGACGAGUGCUACGAGGUUGCCAAUGGCCACUACACGUUUGGCUGUGAUGAGAAUGGGUACCCCAUUGCCAGAGAGUAUAUGGAUACCAACUGCGGCGGCACCUACGUCUCCACAAUUCUCACCGACAAUUGCUUUACACAAGUGGAUGAAAACUCUCGCAUCACCUGCUCCGAUGCCACACCCACCAGUACCACGGCCUUUAUGGGCGCCUACACCUCUGAAAACUGUGGCGAUGAUGUCAUCACCUACGUACCCCUCCGCGACAGCUGCGCAGCCGCCCCGUCCCUGGCGGUGGCACUGAGCGGCGGCGUCAAUGCUUCCGAGCUUUGCAACGGCGAUGCCGGUUGCAUGGCCUCGUUCCAGUCCGACCUCGGCUAUUUGCGCAUUGUCGCCACCUGCCAUGCCGACGGCUUGAUCAACGUACUCUUUUACACAGAGGACUGCGCCUCCAUCAAGCACAACCUCACAGUUUCCGAAGCAGCGUGCCUGGACGUUGGCACCAAUCUCACUGGUGAGUCUCGACUUGUCAUUGAGUUUCUCUUUCGCCUCACGCUCAACCUGUGUCUUGACAAGCGGCCUCGGGCUCACGCUUUGCAACUGCCACAGUGA
This is a messenger RNA of Monosiga brevicollis MX1, 1494 nucleotides long. RefSeq lists its product as uncharacterized. NCBI's taxonomy places the organism in Eukaryota, Choanoflagellata, Craspedida, Salpingoecidae. The coding region runs from base 1 to 1494 and encodes 497 amino acids. The transcript has a single exon. The record is from RefSeq and is a predicted model, not a curated record.